Molecule: messenger RNA, 894 nt
Organism: Moneuplotes crassus
Lineage: Eukaryota; Ciliophora; Spirotrichea; Euplotida; Euplotidae
Source: the annotation of a GenBank genome assembly
UGAAGCUAGGGAUAAAAAUUCUAUAUUUCAUAAGUUGAAUGAGAUCGAGCCCAAGCCUGCCAAGAGCAAUAAGAUUAGGUCAAGAGAGUUCAGGUAAGAUCGAGUAGAAUUUGUUGAGGUGUUAGAGAAUACAGAACAGUAGAGAAGUUAGAUAAUAAUAUAGUUAUAUUUUAGUUGCAUCCACAUUUCAAGAUGAGCUAUUAGUUAAAUGAGUUAGUCUUUCAAACAAACUCUUAAUAUUUUUAUAUAAACAUUUUGUGACAUAAUCUUGUUCAAACUUAAACUUCUAAGAAUUAUAAAAAGGUCUAUCUUAUAAUUCCCUAAGAUAUUGUCAUCAUUGCUUCAGAUUCUCCAAUAACCUUCUUGUUUGAUUGUUAUUUACACACUCAACACCUAAAAUCCGGUUACAGAAUUUGGAUGUACUCACCUUCCCAAGUAAACUCCAGCAUUCCAAAUAGAUUUCUCAUGUUAAAAUUGCUUAAAUCUAAAUUAAUUUUCAAACUAGUUAAAACCCCUUCUCUAUGCUCACUGUUGGAUCAUAUUAUAGUCACCAUAGAAGGCAUCACUAAACUUUUGCUAACAUAUGGAAAUAUACGCUACCUUUGUUGAUGCUUAUGGACUCUCUGUUGCAUAUGCUUCUAAUUCUGAGACUAAGAAAUCUCAGAAGGGACUUUUAGAUUUUCGUAUAUGCCCAAGAGCUCAGAAGAACAUCUGUGAUGCUCCUCGUGUUCGACUCCUGGUAUAAGAUGCUUCUCUCUUAUUAAAUUUAGUGUAGGAAUUUUAAACAGCAAAAUCUAUAGAAAAACUGAAAUAACUUUCUUGCUCCAAAUUUUUUAAAUGAUACCCCAUAUUUAACAAAGCUCCAUUACCAUUGCUUUGGAGAUAAACCUCACA